Molecule: messenger RNA, 4636 nt
Organism: Melitaea cinxia (Glanville fritillary)
Lineage: Eukaryota; Metazoa; Arthropoda; Insecta; Lepidoptera; Nymphalidae
Gene: pcm
Product: 5'-3' exoribonuclease 1
Exons: 32
Coding region: 11-4453 (1480 amino acids)
Biological process (GO): nuclear-transcribed mRNA catabolic process; rRNA catabolic process
Cellular component (GO): nucleus
Molecular function (GO): RNA binding; 5'-3' RNA exonuclease activity
Source: RefSeq, a predicted model, not a curated record
UAUCAACAAAAUGGGAGUACCAAAGUUUUUUAGGUACACCAGCGAAAGGUAUCCUUGCCUUAAUGAACUGGUGAAGCAGUAUCAGAUACCAGAUUUUGACAAUAUGUAUCUGGAUAUGAACGGUAUCAUACACAACUGCUCUCACCCGGAUGAUUCUAAUCCACAUUUUCGAAUAACUGAAGAAAAGAUAUUCAAAGAUAUCUUCCAUUAUAUUACUAUUUUAUUUCAAAUAAUAAAACCUAAGAAAUUAUUCUUUAUGGCUAUUGAUGGUGUGGCUCCCAGAGCUAAAAUGAACCAACAAAGAGGAAGAAGAUUCAGAUCAGCAAGGGAAGCUGAAAGCUUAGAAGAGAUUGCUAAAGCAAAAGGUGAGGUGCUACCCACUGAGAAGAGAUUCGAUAGUAACUGCAUUACACCUGGAACAGUUUUCAUGGCACGUUUGCAUGACCAGCUCAAGUAUUUUAUUAAGGAAAAAAUUUCCACCGAUCCACUGUGGUCUAAUGUCAAAGUUAUAUUGUCUGGACAUGAGACCCCUGGAGAGGGAGAACAUAAAAUAAUGGACUAUAUCCGUUGGGCCCGCUCUCAACCUGAUUACAAUCCAAAUACUCGUCAUUGUCUCUAUGGACUAGACGCAGAUCUUAUCAUGUUGGGCAUGUGCACUCAUGAACCGCAUUUUGCAUUGCUGAGAGAGGAGGUAAAAUUUGGUAAAACAACACAACGUGCAACAAGUCCCGAAGAUACAAACUUCUAUCUUCUUCACUUAUCUCUAUUAAGGGAAUACUUAGAACAAGAAUUUAUAUCAAUAAAGGACAAGUUACCAUUUGAAUAUGAUAUCGAGAAAAUAGUUGACGAUUGGGUGCUAAUGGGCUUCCUAGUCGGCAAUGAUUUUAUACCUCAUUUGCCUAAUAUGCAUAUCAGUAAUGAUGCAUUACCUCUUCUAUAUAUGACGUAUAUGACUGUUCUCCCAACUUUGAGUGGUUAUAUAAAUGAGGCGGGAGAUUUAAAUCUAGAAAGAUUCGAGAUAUUCAUGCAGGAAUUAGCAAAAAUAGAUAAAGAGAAGUUUCAAGAUACAUAUGCAGAUUUGAAAUAUUUCGAAGCGAAAACCGGUAGGCGACCUAAUGAUAAAGAAAGGAAAGAGUAUAAACCAAACAAUGAUGAUACAUUUAACGUAAAUAUUGACGAUAUAAAAGCUAAUAAGCCAGAUGACGAAUUGCAAGCACUAAUUAAUGCUACGCAUGAAAUGUUUGUAGAUGAUAUGGAAGAAAAUGAUGAAGAAUAUGAAGAAACAAGUGACGAGGAAGCUAAUAUUGAAAUGGAGUUUAUUUUACACAAGAAGGAUUAUUAUAUGAAUAAAUUGGAUUAUUCAAAAGUAACAGAUGAAGUCUUAGCCGACCAAGCAGAGGGUUAUGUUAAAGCAAUACAAUGGAAUCUCUACUAUUAUUACAAGGGCUGUCCAUCCUGGUGUUGGUACUAUCCACAUCAUUAUGCUCCAUACAUGUCAGAUAUCAAGGGAUUCAAGGAUCUCAAAAUUGAAUUUGAGCUUGGGGAGCCUUUUAAACCCUUUGAACAGCUGUUGGCAGUGUUACCAGCGGCAAGCAAACAUUUACUACCAUCACCGUUCCAUGAUUUGAUGACUGAUGAGGAUUCACCCAUUGUACACUACUAUCCCGUUCACUUUGAAACUGAUCUGAACGGGAAGAAAAAUAGUUGGGAAGCUGUUGUAUUAAUACCUUUUAUAGAUGAGACAAACCUUCUAUCAGCAAUGGCGCCCUGCUAUCAGAGAUUGACCGAAGAGGAGCUAAAGCGUAAUACUCACGGACCUAUGCUUGUAUAUACUAGGACAUCGGAAAACUUAGGUCCAUUAGUAGCUCCAGAAUUUUUCUCAACGAUACCUGAAAACCAUGCGAAACAAGUAGAGGUCUGGAGGCAAGAACUGGACGUUCCUGUUGAUCAAUUGAAGAAAGGAAUGUUGCCAAACGUUGAUAGGGAUCUAUUGUAUCCCGGCUUCCCUACAAUGAGACAUUUAAAGUACAAGGCUAGUUUAAAAGCCUGCAAAGUUAAAGUAUUUGACCAGCCAUCUCGCAACAGUAGCAUGAUAGUGGAAAUAAUACCCACGGAGAGUAUAGAUCCACCGCUCGAGGAAAUUGCUCAGAAGUUAUUGGGCAAAGUUAUUUGGGUGAGCUGGCCUCAUCUUACCCAGGCUAAAGUUAUCUCAGUGUCAAAUGAGAAAAUGCGUCUUCACCACAUUGACAAGCAAAACAACAAUUUGGAUGGAGUACAAUUUUCAAAAGAAUUAAACGUGGGCAACUUGCACAAGCAGUGGAUAUCUGAACGUUCUACUAUUAUUGAGCACAAUAUGAAUCGUCUUGGCAUAGAAUUGGGAGAUGUGAAAGUUAUUAUUCACGCACUGAAUUUAAAAGGGUACAAAUACGUGAUCCAAGACAACGUGAGCAUGGCGCUAGAGGAGCAGUGGAGCUCGGUUCCGUGCGGCUACGCGCUGCAGGCGACCCUGGCGGCGCUGCCGGCCGCGCUGCUGCCGCCGCUGCGCUACCGCACGCCGCAGCAGGCCUACCCGCCCGGCGACCGCGUGUUCCUGCUCACGCGCGGCCCGUACUACGGCUGCGAGGCCACCGUGCUGAGCUCGGACGCGCCGCGGAGCGGCCGCAUCAAGCUGAGCGUACGCGAGCAGCAGGAGCCGAUACCGCGAGCGCACGCGCAGGCCGCCGCCUACCGCUCCGCGCACCACGCCGCCGCCGCCUGCGGUAUAUCAAAUCACAUGCUGUCUCGCAUAACGGGAACCGUGCUCCUUAUACUGGGGGAAAGGAACGACUUGCCCACCGAAACUCAAAACAAAGUAAACAUUGGACUUAAUCUGAAGUUUAAUAAAAAGAACCAGGAGAUUACUGGCUACACGCGACGCUGCAAAAUAACCAACUCGUGGCUGUAUUCAGAUCGAUGUGUACAGCUCGUACGGGACUACGCGCGAAACUUCCCUGAUUUCUUCGACAAGCUGGGCUCUUCGCCCAACCAGGACGUCUAUUUCGAGAGCGAUAUCUGGCCUGACGAAGUCGGUAAGAACAAGCCCCAGGACAUAGUCCAGUGGCUAAAGAGCCAGCCACACACCAAUGCUGCUAAACGACCUUGUGGCACUGAGGCGCUGGAGCCUGAGGAGAUGAGAGCUCUGUGGGACGACUUGAGUCGACAGUUAGAAGAGUUACGGGGUACCGAGAAAAAUGUCACGCUGCAAGUCAAGUGGAAUUUGCUCUAUAAGGCGGAGCUGCACUGCGGCGCGGCGGGCGCGGGCGCGGAGGACGAGGCGGCGGGCGCGUGGCGGCUGCGCGACCGCGUGGUGGCCGUGGCGGGCGACGGCGCGCCGGCGGGCGCGCGCGGCACCGUGGUGGCCGUGCUGCGCGCGCCCGGCGCCGGCGUGCGCCUGGCCGAGCGCCUCGCGCCGCGCGCCGCCUGCCUCGUGCUGUUCGACGAGCCCUUCGCCGCCGCGCACGCCCACGACCUCUUCGACGAGCCGCGCUUCUACAGGAUGUUGCCCCACAAUCUCCUGAACAUAUCAUACGGACGCAAUUUGCGUGAAACGAACGACGAUUCUGAGACCCAACCCUUCACGUACAAUGCGCCUACAUUACUACGACGAGACGGUCAACACUCAGCAUUUGCGAGCUAUAGUCCCCCGAGAGAAAUCAAGACGCCUGUAGCAGAAAACAAGACUACGCCACAACAACCAACAGUAACGACCAAUAAUAAUAUCAAAAACGGGCAGCCGCAGGAUAGUGCUACAAAUCUACUAAGGAGCUUGUUGAAAAUAAGUGAAACUGAGAACAAUAAAAAGGAUAACAAGGUACAAAAUCAUCAUGAACCGAGUCAAAAUUGGCGAAACAAAAAUAACUACCCGGUCAUUUCAUCGCCGAACAAACCGCCGCCUCAAAACUGGCGUAAAGACAACUCGUUCAAUCGACCUCAACCGCACAAGGAUUGGACAAGUACUUCGUAUAAGAGCCAGGCCUCAACGCCCGCGAUGCCCGUGAUGCCGUCGUCGUCUUCGAUGCCCCCGUUCCCACAGUUCGGCCCCGCCGACCGCGGCUUCCCCAAACAUUUACCGCAGGGGCCGUCCUGGUCGCAUGCGCCUCCACCGAUGCAUAAUUUAAGAUCAAUACCGCCGCCCAGUCACCCGAGUCUCAACAUGGCACUGAUACAGAGUACGCACAACGCGGACAAGUUGAGUACGCCCUUCGUGCCCUUGCAAGUGCAGUCUAGUCAACGACGAGUUCAACACGGAAGCGAGGCCCCGGAGAGGAAAAACGCCGAGAAUAAAGUCCCGUCCGCCGAACAAACAAGCGCACCGCCCGCACCGCUGCUGGUGACCCAACAACAAGCUGUAUCGAAGCCACAGAAGAAAAAGAAAACAAGAAUAGCAGCAAAUCUACCCUUCCAGAUGGACUAAGUACUGGAAUUAAUGUUGUCAAAUAUUUUUUUUUUACAUUUAAUUAAGAUUUUAAAUGAAUUGUACAACAAAAAUAAAUAUAUGUAUACAAGAAUCUACAUAACAUACAGGAUGGAUAGGGUUUUCCUUAAAGGGCUCAAUACUGUUUUUAUUGAAUCAUUAUAAAUUUCCUUGAUAAAAGUA